Molecule: messenger RNA, 1609 nt
Organism: Musa acuminata subsp. malaccensis (wild Malaysian banana)
Lineage: Eukaryota; Viridiplantae; Streptophyta; Magnoliopsida; Zingiberales; Musaceae
Product: pto-interacting protein 1
Biological process (GO): protein phosphorylation
Molecular function (GO): protein tyrosine kinase activity; ATP binding
Source: RefSeq, a predicted model, not a curated record
UCGCUUCUCAGUUCGCUCCCUGCGACUCAGGGGAAGCGUAUUCUCCGCCCUCCCGUCCCCCGCGCCACCUGCUACCUUGCGAACCGUCGCUGGAUUCCGCCCGAUUCGACGGUGCUCAGACUCUAUUUUCUUCUCUCCCGCCCUCCGGCAGAGGCCAGAGCUCGCUGGAAGCAGAGAAAUAAGCACGGUUAUUUUGAGGACAGAGGCAGCUGUUUUGAGUAAAAAGGAUAAUGUGCUUCCGUUUUUUCAGAAAAUCUGGUUCCGAGAAACCAUCUAAGUAUGAGCAGCCUUCUGCUGCUAAUUUAACAGGUCAUGAUGGUGCUAAGCAUGCCCCAAAUUUUGCUUCUAACAGUGCACAACUUGUAACAAUGGAACCAAUUGUAGUUCCUGCCAUUCCAGUAGAUGAAAUAAAGGAAGCUACAAAAAAUUUCAGCAAUGAAACUUAUGUUGGAGAGAGUUCGUAUGCAAGAAUUUACUGUGGUACACUGAGAAAUGGACAUAAGUCUGCCAUAAAAAGGUUAGAUGCCACUAAGCAGCCGGAUGGAGUAUUUCUGGCACAGGUAUCCAUGAUGUCAAGAUUGCAACACAAAAAUUUAGUUGAGCUGUUCGGUUACUGUAUUGAUGGAAGUCUACGCAUUCUUGCAUACGAGUAUGGAAACAUUGGAUCCCUUCAUGAUAUCCUACAUGGACAAAAAGGUGUCGAAGGGGCAAAGCCAGGUCCAGUUUUGUCAUGGGUACAACGAGUUAAAAUUGCCACAGGGGCUGCAGAAGGACUUGAAUACCUGCAUGAGAAAACAAAACCUCCUCUUACCCAUCGUGACAUCAGGUCCAGCAACAUACUUAUAUUUGAUAAUGAUGUCGCAAAAAUAGGUGAUUUUGGCCUGUCAUAUCAUGCCUCUGGCAUGGCUUCACAUCUUCGGUCCACUCAACUUAUUGGAACUUUUGUUUAUAAUGCUCCAGAGUUUGCUUUGACGGGACAGCUUACUUCCAAGAGUGAUGUUUACAGCUUUGGAGUUGUUCUUUUAGAGCUUUUAACUGGCCGUAAACCUCUGGAUCGUAGUUUACCACGAGGACAGAAGAGUCUUGUGACAUGGGCAUCGAAUAGACUUACUAAGGAUGAGGUGGUAGAAAUUGUAGAUGAAAGGUUGGGAGGACAGUACCCUCACGAGUCUGUUGCAAAGUUCGCCAAAAUAGCUGCUUCGUGUUUGCAAUAUGAAGCUGAUGAUCGCCCAAAUAUGAGCAUCAUCGUCGAAGCACUCCAGACUCUUUUGAUCAUGCAAUAAUGUUCUUCCUAACAAGGCACCACGCUCGUGCGGCUCUCUUCCGCUCUACUGUUUCUGGUAUCGGAGUAAAGGUGUGAUGCUAGGUUUCAGAAACCAUGUCUUCUGCUGGUGAGACCACUGGAUGAUGCAACCCUUCCUCUGCCAUUCUUGUUCCUUGCUCACAAGAGAAUUCGGUGCCCGUGGAAUAUAAUUUACACCCGGAGAAGUUCUUAGAAAUCCUUUGUAUCCCUUUUUUGUUAUCUUUCCUUGUUUCCAAACAGAUGGUUAAUCUUAUUCGAAAUGGAGGUUUGUAAUAAAAUGCACCAUAAUGUUUUCGGUUUGCAGUA